GUGGCAGUAAUGCAACAUGUCAGAGACGCUGACGAAGAGGAGAAAAGGGGCUGAACAAGGUGAGAGAGAACGAGCGUGUGUUUAUGUGUGUGUCAGUCAGUGAGUCCUGACAGAGUUCCAAAAUGGAUUUGAGGAACCAGGCUGUGAACGCGCUGGCACAGAAUAAGAAAGUACUUUUUGCGCUUGGUGGAGCGGCUGUUUUGGGACUCGGUUUUGGUUAUAAAUACUUGCGAAGGCCGGAAAAAGAAGUGCGCGUGGGCGUCGUGUCGCAGCUCCUCAUUCACCCUUUGAAGUCUGGCAAAGCGGUUUCCGUGGCGCUCGCGGAGUGCGCCAAAUUCGGCCUGAGGUGCGGAGAACUGCGCGACAGGCACUGGUUGGUGAUAAGAGAAGAUGGACACAUGGUGACGGGCCGUCAGGAGCCACGCCUGGUACUGGUGUCACUGACCUAUGAGGCAGGUCAGAUCUGUCUGAAUGGUCCAGACAUGCAGGAGCUGCGGUUCUCUGUCAGUCAACCAGACAACCCCGUCAUCAACUGCAGAGUAUUUGAAGCAGACAUUCAGGGCCGGGACUGUGGCGAUGAAGUGUCCCGCUGGCUCACUCGUUACCUUAAUGAAGGGGAAACCUUUCGUCUGGUGCACUUUGAGCACCAGAUGGCUCCUAGGAGACCAGUGGAGAAAGAGCCUCUUUUCCCACAGUGUGAGGAGGUGGCUUAUCCAGAUAUUGGCCCUGUAAUGCUGCUGUCUGAGGCGUCUGUCAAGGACCUGAGCAGCAAGCUGGGGAAGGAGGUCACAGUGGAGCGUUUCCGCCCAAAUAUCAUCAUAAGUGACUGCAAAGCAUUUGACGAGGAUUCUUGGCAGGAGAUACAGAUUGGCGACGUGAGACUGCAGCGCGUGAUGUCGUGUGGCAGAUGCAUUUUUACCACCGUUGACCCUGAAACAGGGGUCAUUGACAGGAAAGAGCCCCUGCAAACACUUAAGAGCUAUCGCCUGUGUGAUCCAUCUGAAAAGCACAUCUACAAAUCGUCUCCGCUGUUUGGACAGCUGCUGACCGUGAAGAAGACGGGGAUUCUGCAGGUCGGUGACGUAGUGUACAAGAUCUGCCGCUGACGGAUGGUGUGAGAG
This is a messenger RNA of Thalassophryne amazonica, 1121 nucleotides long. It is a transcript of the gene marc1, whose product is annotated as mitochondrial amidoxime reducing component 1. Gene Ontology annotation, molecular function: molybdenum ion binding; pyridoxal phosphate binding; nitrate reductase activity. The record is from RefSeq and is a predicted model, not a curated record. Gene Ontology annotation, cellular component: mitochondrial inner membrane. The transcript is spliced from 7 exons. Gene Ontology annotation, biological process: nitrate metabolic process. Lineage: Eukaryota; Metazoa; Chordata; Actinopteri; Batrachoidiformes; Batrachoididae. The coding region runs from base 123 to 1106 and encodes 327 amino acids.